Elaeis guineensis (African oil palm) is the source of this 1614-nucleotide messenger RNA. RefSeq lists its product as uncharacterized. Gene Ontology annotation, biological process: DNA replication; DNA replication initiation. The record is from RefSeq and is a predicted model, not a curated record. NCBI's taxonomy places the organism in Eukaryota, Viridiplantae, Streptophyta, Magnoliopsida, Arecales, Arecaceae. Gene Ontology annotation, cellular component: nuclear replication fork; nucleus. Gene Ontology annotation, molecular function: single-stranded DNA binding; DNA replication origin binding.
CUCUCUCUCUCUCUCUCUCUCUCUCUCUUAGAGAGGCCACAGCCAUGGCCGCCCAAGGAGAAGACCUCGACCUCCUUCUCUCCCUUCGAGAAGAGAGGGUUUUGGAGACUCCGCCCGGUUCUCCUUCGUCCCGUCGUUCCCAUUUGCCAGGCUACCUAUUGGACGAUGGCUCCCCCAAGAUGUCUCAAUCCACCGACAUGUCUGUAUUCCGAGAUGCUGUCAAAGAUUACCUCGACACUGUGCCCAGCAGCACUGCUGCCACUGUUCCAUCCAAGUCAAACAGGCCGAGGAGCUCCAAUGCAGUGGAGGUUGAGAAGUUUUCAGGUCUACGAAUCAGAAAUCCAUUGGUAUCCUCCGUGGAGAUUAGCAACCGCUUCUCAGAUAUCCGAUUUGUUCGGCUGCCAGCCAUCAGGAAUUUGUUGGUGGGUGAUACUCUUUCUGGUUGCUGGGUGACGGUUGGGGUCUCAAUCGAAAAGGGAGCUCCUAAAACGAGCUCGGUCGGGAAGAGCUACAGCAUUUGGAAAAUGGGCUGUCUGGAUGGAGCAGGUGUCUCUGUUUUCUUGUUUGGUGAUGCCUACUUCAAGAGCUGUAAUGAGCCUGUGGGUUCAGUAUUUGCGUUAUUCAAUUCUGCGGUCCGGAAAGAUGCAAAAGGGUUCUCUUUGAGUGUCUAUUCAGCUGGGCAGAUGCUAAAGCUGGGAACUUCUGCUGAUUAUGGUGUCUGCAAAGGCAAAAGAAAGGAUGGGAUGGCAUGCACGAUGAUCAUAAACAAAUGUCAAGGAGUAUAUUGCAAAUUCCACACAGCAAAAGCUUCCCAGAAGUAUUCUACCAUGCGUGCUGAGCUGAAGGGUGGAAACUUGAAUUCUGCAUUUAAGCUCCAGUCAGAGGGAAUUUACAUGGUUGAUCCUCUAGCUGACAGAUCAAAUUUGAGGAAGCCUUUACAGCCAGUGAAAGUAAUGUCUGUGGAUGGUCUUAAGAAGGCUUUAAGUAAUGCAGAUAAGGUGACUUCAAAUAGCCAAUCACAGGGAAUAAGAUUUCUUACACAAGUUACAGCUAAUAUGGAAUCCAAGAUAUCAAAUAAAGGAUUCACAAAGCUGAACCAAAUCAAGGGCAGCUCAGACAAAAGGUCAUCUUUAGCCAUGAAAAUGGCAUCCAAAGUAGUCGGAAAAGGUGAACAGCGAGAUGCUAAAAGAAAGAAAACUCAUCAUGCUUCUGAGAACAUGAUAGAGCUUGACAUUGUUAGUUCAGAUGAAGAAAGUUGAUGUCAUGCGGCAUCUUGUUGUGGUAAAGCUGUCCACUACAUAUCUCCAAUGGAUAAGUGCAGUGAGGAAGCUCUUAAAGCAGGAGUGGGAGUCAUGCUUGAAGAUCUGAUGUCUUCAGCAACUUUAUAUAUUGUUGAUGGUUGCUGAGAUCAUGCUAAAUACCAGACCUGGUCCUAGUCGAAGCAUUGUAGUAAUAUUUUUUUGCAUGUGCCUCAUGCUUUCUGUAAUUAAAUAUAUGGCAUAAGUUAUAGGCAUUUACUUUGGGUCUGGAUGGUUUCCUACCUGGAUUUACUUUGUUGAGUUACAUUGAUGAAGUGUUUAUGUUCUUAAAGUUGCAUGUGGCCUUUCAAUCAAA